CGACGCAAGCGGCAGGUGCGGCUCCCCACAGGGCUGCUUGCGGUAUUGCCUGCGGCGGCCGAACACUGGUGGGAACAGGCCUGGUGCUUGGCGAACGCAAAUGCAGUGCUUUGCAGCUUCCGCAUGUGGCAGAGGAGCGAUUACGGCGCCCCUGUUCCCUGGCGAGGGAUUCGGAGCCCCUUGAAGGCGGGGGACUGCGAGUUCGCAUGAGGUGCGUCGCCCGUAUAAGACGAGGCGAGUGGGCUCUUUCAGUAGCUCGAACGAGAUAUGGUGGUGAUGGAACAACACAACUGCGAAGGAGAUAUUCAUCUCCUUGUGGCUGCCAUGGUGGGAAGCCCUUCUGAGGAUACACCCGUGGACAAACCAGAGGAUCCAGCUCCUCCUCCACCACCGCCUGCCACUUCCCAGCCGCAGGUGGCGAGCUUCUUGGCCAAGAGGUUCAAGAAGGGGCUUGCAGUGCGGGUGAGGAUCAAACGUGAUCCCUCCCCCGAUGAUGGCGACGACGUCCUCAUCAAUCGCAGGAAGGCUUUUCGGCGCAGCCUGUUCCGUUCUCGACCCGGCAUGGCGAACCCCUCGACAGGAGAAGGCUACUUGAGGCAAAUGGCUCGUCUCCCGCCUCCUCUUCCCCCUCUUCCUCCUUCUCCUCCUCCUCAACCCGUCGAGCUUGUGUCCCGCGAAUGCCAGACGAGGCCCUUGGCUAUACCCAAGAUUCCAGUGGCCAGUCGCACGUUUCCCGCUCCGUGGAGGAGGAGGAUCUAUAUGCCUAUCUCUCUGCCCACCGAGGACGCUCUCCCUUACGCCGACGACUCAGUACCAGAGAUCAUGUCUUCUGAGAGGAUCCUUGAAGGCAUGGCCGUUGUGGAAGACUGCCCUCGUAGUCAGAGCCGUACAGUGGCUACCAACACAGUCUCCAUUGGGCGGAGGGUAAGCAGGCCUCGAAGACCAAGGCGCAGGUACCUUUCGCGCGUCGGAGGAGUGGCUCCGAUCUGCCAGCAAAUCCCCCCAAACAGGUCCAGAAGAUAUGUCAGAACUCACAAAAUAAAAUAG
Molecule: messenger RNA, 1047 nt
Organism: Penaeus chinensis
Lineage: Eukaryota; Metazoa; Arthropoda; Malacostraca; Decapoda; Penaeidae
Product: myosin-1-like
Exons: 2
Coding region: 268-1047 (259 amino acids)
Source: RefSeq, a predicted model, not a curated record